Molecule: messenger RNA, 1610 nt
Organism: Dioscorea cayenensis subsp. rotundata (Guinea yam)
Lineage: Eukaryota; Viridiplantae; Streptophyta; Magnoliopsida; Dioscoreales; Dioscoreaceae
Product: tubby-like protein 4
Exons: 9
Coding region: 334-1422 (362 amino acids)
Source: RefSeq, a predicted model, not a curated record
GUCAAGUGUGUCCCAACUCCCAAGUCCAACAUGUUAUCAACAACAAGAAGCUCAUGGAAGGGAAAUUUAACAAAACAAGAAGCCACACAACAAUGCAUGUCCCCACAACAAAAGAAGUCAAAAGAAACAACAUAAGUGCACACCAACUCUGACACUGUUUUUCUCUGCUCCUCACCAUUCCCAACAAUUUCCCAACCGUUGCUUUUCAAAUUCAAAUCUCCCUCACAACCACCCAAACACAAACAUGAACACAUACAAAGCACCUUCAUCUUCAUCUUCAUCUUCAUCUUCAUCUUCAUCACUUCCACUCAUAAAGCUUAAUCUUUGCCAACAAUGGCAAGCUUAAAAAAACCAUCUUUGCUCUCACCUUAUAAGUCAUUGUAUCUUAAUCCUCUCAAUGACAAAGAGAAUGUGGAACCAACAAAGUUGAUGAGUUCCUCCAAAACAAUGAAGCCAAGCUCACCUGUGACCAAAUCCAGCAGCAAAACAAAGUUGCCAUUAAGGCCUUCUUCAUUGCAGCUUUGCAUGAAGCUCGAUGAUCCGGAGUCGCUUCUCGGAGUGCCUCGGCCGAUCUCUUCGUCAUCUUCUGAUGCUUGGGACUUCUCUGACUCAGAGGCUGCUCCUGCUUCUUCCUGGUCCACAUUGCCAAACAAGUCAUUGUUGUGCAGGCCUCUUCCUUUGGAUGUGGGAAGGUGUACUUGUGUGAUAGUGAAGGAGAUUUCAGAAGGGAUGAGUGCUUAUUCACUUUAUACCAAUGAGGGUCAGGGACGAAAGGAUCGGAAACUGGCUGUUGCUCAACAUAGACGGCGAAACGGACGGUCCGAGUUCAUAGUAGCACAGAAUCCAAAAGGAAUAUGUUGUAGCUCAGAUGAGAGUUUCCUAGGAAAAAUAACUGCCAAUCUAAUGGGAUCAAAGUACCAGAUAUGGGAUCAGGGAAAGCCUGUUGAUUCAAUAAAUAAUAAGCGCAAAAGAUUGCUUGCAGUUGUAGCAUUUGCGCCUACAAUAACUACAUUGACAGGGAGUUUUAGAAGCAUGAGAGCAUGGAUACCAAAACAACAGUCUAUGCAGUUAAAGAGCACAAAUGCAAGUCAGAUUCAACACACAAAUGGACUUUCAAAGGACUGGGAGGAGAAAAGGAACAGAUCACAUCAACUCUUCUCAAAGACUCCAUACUACAAUAAAGUUUCCAAGAGGUACGAACUAGAUUUUCGAGAAAGAGCAGGAAGACCAGCGCCGAGAAUUCAAACAUCAGUGAAGAAUUUUCAGCUAACAAUGGAGGAAAAAGGAAGACAGACAAUUCUGCAGCUCGGGAAAAUCGGGAAAUCAAAGUAUCUGAUGGAUUAUAGGUAUCCUUUGACAGGCUACCAAGCAUUCUGCAUUUGUUUAUCAUCCAUAGAUUCAAAGCUCUGCUGUUCAGUUUAGUAUUCACAACCUUCAGUGGUUCAAUCUCUGAACACAAAAAGGUUGUCACGUCUAGUGUCUGUCCUAGAUGUGUUGAAAUCCUUACGGCACUAUGUUUUUGUAAGCAAUACAAUGCUUUGAAUUGAAACUAGAUCUCAUACCUGAAAAACAUCAAAAGGCUUCUUUAAUUAAAGCUCUAAUUGACUUGA